Molecule: messenger RNA, 372 nt
Organism: Scedosporium apiospermum
Lineage: Eukaryota; Fungi; Ascomycota; Sordariomycetes; Microascales; Microascaceae
Exons: 2
Coding region: 1-372 (123 amino acids)
Source: RefSeq, a predicted model, not a curated record
AUGUCGGCACCCAACACGCCCCCGAAAUACCUCUACAAGAUCCUCGACGUAGAGCCGCCGGUCCCGCUACCAGACGAAUUACCUCUCUCCGAGCUCGAUGCGAACGAUGGGUUCAUUCAUCUGAGCGUUGCGGAACAGAUACCCAGCACGGGCGGCCUCUUCUUCGAUGCCCACAAGACCCUCUGGGUACUUAAACUCAACUUCGAGAGCCUGGGGACCGUGAAAUGGGAAGGGAGCGAUGACGACGGGAGGGCGUUCCCGCAUCUGUACGGGGGCUUCGGGGCGAAGGAGGUCGUGGGUGUUAAGAUUGUGGAAAGGGCUGGCGGGGAGGGAUGGAGAGGGAUCUUUGAGAGGGAUGAGUGGUUAGAGUAA